CGCAAUGAUUAUCUAACCCUCGUAUCGCGACGAACUAUAUCAACCCGCUGUCAUCAGACAAAGAACCAUCCUCCGUCAAUAUCAGCAUUCUUUCUCAAGGCCUCAAAAGAAAACGAAAAUGACCCCCAAACUCAUCGCCAUCGCCGGCGGCACCGGCACAAUCGGCUCGUGGAUCGUCCGCGCGCUACACAACAGUCCGCUGUACAAACCCAUCAUCCUGUCGCGCGCAAACGACACGAAUAAACCAAACACGUCGGCUACUACGGCCAUACCCGCAGACACAGACCCUGCUACAAAAGAGACCUACGAAAUCGAAACCCGCUACGUCGACUACACCUCCCUCCCCUCUCUCACAGCCUCGCUCUCAGGAAUCCACACCGUAAUAUCCGCCCUCCUGAUCCCCAGCGAGAAGAUGGUCGACUACCAGGUAAACCUGUUGAACGCAUCAAUCGCCGCUGGUGUGAGGCGUUUCGCACCGAGCGAGUUUGCGCUUUCGCAGGAGGUGCAUAAGCAGGUUGAUAUCGAUUACGCGAAGAUUGUUGUUUGGGACGCGGUGCGGGCUGCGGUGAAGAGGGACAAUAUCGACGCCGCGGCGUUUCCGUGUGGGAUGUUUAUGAAUUAUCUCGCUGUUGGCACGUCGACGGACGUAGCUGGUGAGCGGAGGAGGAAGAGGGCCCUUGCGGGGUUUAGUGAGGGCGCGUUGAUGUUCCACCCCCGUCCGGCUCCUGGAGAAGGAGGGACGCCGUGGGUUGAAGUCCCGCUUACACCGGACGGCGAUUUCCCCGAUAUAACGAUGACAGAUAUCCGCGACAUCGGAAGAUUCGUCGUCGCUGCGCUCGGACUUGAGGAACCCUGGGGUGGGCGGGAACUUGGAAUGGCCGGUGAGACGAGGAAUCUGAGAGAGAUCAUUGGGAUUAUGCAGGAGGUGCUUGGGGAGGAGGUUGAAGUUCGGACUGUCACGAGAGAGGAGUUGCAGAAGCGCUUAGAUGCCCUGGAUCAGAGUGAUAUCCUUCCCAGGAUCGAUGUGCAGUAUACCAUGGCUUGUGGGCAGGGAGGAUCGGUUAUCAAGGGUGUUCUGAAUGAGCUGUGUCCGGAGGUCAAGCCGGUUAGCAUUCGGGAGUUUAUGGAGGAGGCGUGGGGGAAGUAGCUCGCACUAGCGUUCAUCAUUCCAAUCAAUGAGCCUAGCUAGAAACUAUCCAGACUAAAUCGAUUUCUAACCCUGCACCUGCAAAAUCUCCGUCUUAGCCUCAGUCUCCUCGGGCCAGGCAAGCAAAACGACCUCGUCCCCCUUCAAUUCAAACCCAACCACAACGGAGCGCUCAUUAUUCAGCGCAAGCUCAUACUUGCCCGGGUACAGAACCCGAUUCCCCUUCUCGUCUGUCCUUGCCACACUAUCAAUCGUCACCGGUACAUUGAAAACCUUCUC
Aspergillus calidoustus is the source of this 1426-nucleotide messenger RNA. The record is from the annotation of a GenBank genome assembly. Lineage: Eukaryota; Fungi; Ascomycota; Eurotiomycetes; Eurotiales; Aspergillaceae.